Molecule: messenger RNA, 192 nt
Organism: Dictyostelium discoideum AX4
Lineage: Eukaryota; Evosea; Eumycetozoa; Dictyosteliales; Dictyosteliaceae
Exons: 2
Coding region: 1-192 (63 amino acids)
Source: RefSeq, a predicted model, not a curated record
AUGAUUAUAGAUUCAAUCACCAAAUUAAAUUUUAAAAAUAAGUCAUCCUCUUCAUCAGUUAUCACUGUUAAAACUUCAACUUCUCCUCAAAUUAUAUUUGGAGAUAAUAAAUUUACAGGGGGUGUAAACAAGCAAAAAGGAUUUGACUCUGUCUCACCAACACUCAAGGGCAAAGGAAUUUUAUUUGUUUAA